CUUUUUAACAUUUCUCCAUCUACUAGAGAAAAACCUCUGUGGUCUCGUCGGCAUCGUUCAAGAGAGAGAAGCGAAAAUGGUGCAGCGUCUCACGUAUCGCACACGCCAUAGCUACGCCACCAAGUCCAACCAGCACCGUGUCGUCAAAACCCCUGGUGGUAAGCUUGUGUAUCAGACUACCAAGAAGAGAGCUAGCGGGCCCAAGUGUCCUGUUACUGGAAAGAGAAUCCAAGGGAUUCCUCACUUGAGGCCUGCUGAAUACAAGAGGUCUAGAUUAUCUCGCAAUAGGAGAACUGUGAACCGUCCAUAUGGUGGUGUAUUGUCUGGAGGUGCUGUUAGGGAGAGGAUAAUCCGUGCCUUCUUGGUGGAAGAGCAGAAGAUUGUGAAGAAGGUUUUGAAAAUUCAAAAGGCAAAGGAAAAGUUAUCUUCAAAGAGUUGAUCUGAUGAAACUAUGAAGAAUCUGUUUUUCCUUUUUUUUUUUUUUUUUUUUUUUUUUAUUGAAACUAU
Messenger RNA from Jatropha curcas, 507 nucleotides. Its product is annotated as large ribosomal subunit protein eL34. Gene Ontology annotation, molecular function: structural constituent of ribosome. Gene Ontology annotation, biological process: translation. Lineage: Eukaryota; Viridiplantae; Streptophyta; Magnoliopsida; Malpighiales; Euphorbiaceae. Gene Ontology annotation, cellular component: ribosome. The record is from RefSeq and is a predicted model, not a curated record.